Molecule: messenger RNA, 2616 nt
Organism: Rotaria sordida
Lineage: Eukaryota; Metazoa; Rotifera; Eurotatoria; Philodinida; Philodinidae
Source: the annotation of a GenBank genome assembly
AUGGUAAUUACUACAAAUCAUUGGAUUUCAUCUGAUAUUAAUAAUAAUAAUAAAACAAAAUAUUUAAUACAAUUUACUCAUGAUUAUUAUAAUUAUUCAGAUUUAUCACAAGAAUUUAAACCUGUGUGGAUUAGUUUAUCAUUGAUUAGUAUUAUUAUAUUCACUGUUGGUGGUAAUAGUCUUGUUUGCAUUGCUGUUAUACGUGAUAGAAGUUUACAAAAUACAACGAAUUAUUUUUUAACAUCACUUGCAUUUACUGAUUGUCUUGUUGCAUGUCUUGUUAUGCCAUUAGCUGUUACUAUUGAAUUUAUUGGACAUUUUCCAUUUGAUGCAUUAGCUUGUAAUGUUUGGUCGACAUUUGAUGUUUGUUGUUGUACAUCAUCAAUUUGGCAUAUGAGUGUUAUGUCACUUGAUCGUUAUCUUACAUUAAGAUAUCCAUUAAAAUAUGGACGACAUAAACGUCGAAGUUUAAUGGCAUAUAAAAUCAUAACAAUAUGGUUAAUAUCGUUUGCCAUAUGUUUACCAUUAUUUAUUCUUAGUCUUGUUGAUUCAUCAAAUGUAUUUGAUGAAAAAAGUCGUGGAUGUUUUCCAUCGAAUCGCAUAUUUAAACUGUAUGGUACAUUUGUUGCUUUUUUUAUACCAUUAAUUAUUAUGAUUGUAACAUAUGCACUAACAAUGUCUGCAUUACGACAAGCACAUACAACAAAAAAAAAACGUUAUAAAGGUCGAAAAAAAAUUCAUGCUGUUAUGAAUAUUGCUGCGAUGGCUGUUCGAUGGAAACGAGCUGUUAAUAAUGUUGAAAUAUCAUCAACUGAAAAACAACAACAACAACAACAACCAUCAAUUAUAUCUGAACAAGAAAUUCAACCAUUAAAUAAGAAAAUGCCUGUAAAUCAUGAACGAAGACGUGCAUCAUCAUUACGUACACAUGUCAAUUCACAAAAACCUCGAUUUACAUCAAGUCAACGUUUAAAUGAAUCUUUAAAAGCAUCAUCAUCAUCACCAUCACCAUCCAUUAAUUGGCAAGAACAGAGAGACAAAAAAUUAGAAUUAUUACCAGAAAAAUCCACUGAACAAUCAUCAGAUCAACAUUUAAAUCCAAAUUGUUCAAAUAAUAUACAGAUACAUACAAAACGUUCUCAUUCUUGUACACCAUUACUUGAUGUUGAACAUAUUCAUAAUAAUCAACGACGAAGUUCAUCUAUUCAUACACUUUUACAAAUUCGUCGAGAUUCAGCAAAAAUAAGUGAAGAAUUAGCUAAUUUAAGUGCUCAAUUAUCAGCAUCAAUGAAUAAUAAUGAAAAUAAUAAUAAUAAUAAUAAUAAUAAUAGAUCAAUAAGUAAACGUCCUUCACUUUCUGUUCCACGAACAAUAGGUUUCGAUGAAUAUGAUACACCAACAAUAGAUCAAUUACUUGCAGAAACAAGUGUUAAUCAACCAAUUAUUAUUCAAACAUCAUUACUUACAGUUGCUCCAAAAAAACGUCAACGAUCACAUAGUGCUGAUAUUCGUUUACCAAUAUUUGAUUCAAAUGAUGAUAAAACAACAACAACAACAACAACAAUGAUAAAUUUACCAAUUCCAAAUGUUCUUGUUACACAUGAUAGUAUUUCAACAACUUCAAUAGAUAAUCUUCAACAAUCAACACCAUCAUUAACAUUUGAUAAAACAUGUCAACGCAUUAAAGAUUGGAUUACAGUUACAACAUCAUCAACAGCUCUUAAUAUUGAUCAUAAUUCAACAAUACCAAUACGUUGUACAUCAGCUAUUCAUAUUACAGAAAAUACACCAAUGUUAAUAAAAAAUCAAUAUUAUCCAGAAUUUACUAAUCUUAAACGAUAUGAUACCGGUAUUGAACAAUUAUAUGGACAAACAACAGCACCAAAUUUUCUAUCACGUCCUCAACAACUUUUACUUGUUGAUGAUCAUGUUUCAUCAGCUCAAAAUUUUGCUUCUCUUCAACGUAAUAGUAUUGGUUCAAUAGCAUCAUCAAUGUUAAAAGCUCGUCUUCUUCGAAAUAAUCGACCAAGUACAACAUCAUCAAUUGGUUCAUCAUCUUUACAAGGUAUAAAACGUCAACGUCCACCACGUCUUAUUGAUGGAAUGUCACAAACUAGUUUUCAAAUGGUUUCAUUAGAUACUGAAGAUACAUCAUCAUGUACAUCAAGUCUUACUCAACAUUCAAUUCCUAUACAAUCAGCAAUGGCAGGAACCAAUGGUUCAGUAUCAUCUACUACACAUAAAAGACGUCAAAGAUUUAAAGAUUUAGCUAAAAGUUCUAUAGGUAAUGAACGUAAAGCCAUGCGUGUAUUACUUAUUAUUUUUUCAAUAUUUGUUAUAUUAUGGACACCAUUUUUUGUUAUUAAUCUUCUUUCAUGUUUUACAACGAAUAUUCAUCCAAUUUUAAUAUCAAUUACAACAUGGCUUGGUUAUUGUUCAUCAUGUGCAAAUCCAAUUAUAUAUACUAUAUUUAGUCGAGCUUUUCGUCGAGCUUUUGUUAAUACGUUAACAUGUCGAAAAGUAAUUCAUUCACAUCGUCCAUCAUGUCAUUCAAUGGUUAGGUCAACUGGACGAAAAUUUUCAUCACUUAAGAAAGGACAAAUCGAUCAAUGUUAA